AUGUUGUGGAAAAAUGCAACGUUGACCGCAUUGACGGCACUUGCAUUCACCGUCGUGGCUGCCAGACGGACAAGCAAGCAACCCAAUGUCGUCUUCAUCAUCACCGACGAUCAGGAUGUCCACAUGCAGUCUCUGGAUCACAUGCCCCUUCUCCAACAGCACAUCAUUGACAAAGGAACGAAGUUCGAGAACCACUAUUGCACAGUGUCGAUCUGUUGUCCUUCUCGCGUCAACAUAUGGACUGGACGGGCUGCACACAAUACUAAUGUCACUGACCUCCAUCCUCCGCAUGGCGGAUAUCCAAAGUUUGUCGAGGAGGGACUGAACGAGAAUUGGCUUCCUGUCUGGCUUCAGAGACUAGGUUACAACACAUAUUAUACCGGGAAGCUAUUCAAUGCCCACAGCGUCGAUUAUUACGAUGCACCGCCUGUCAAUGGCUUCAAUGGCUCGGACUUUUUGCUAGAUCCAUACACCUAUGAAUACUACAAAUCCAGGAUGUCCAGAAAUGCCGCAGCGCCCGUGAGCUAUAACGGCCAGUACUCUCCGGAUGUUGUGGCGUCGAAGGCGUACGAGUUCCUGGAGCAGGCAACUCAACACGAUAGACCUUUCUUUCUCGCCGUGGCGCCCAUUGCGCCGCAUAGCWAUAUGAGAAAGGAGAACGGCAAGCCUGUGUUUGGACUUCCUGAAUAUGCGGACCGACACAAGCAUCUCUUCAAAGACUACAAGAUUCCGAGGACUGCAGACUUCAACCCUUCCCAUCCUUCCGGUGUGAGCUGGGUGAAGAGAUUACCAGAGCUCAACGAGUCUGAAGUAGCCUACUUCGAUGAAUUCCAGCGGGCAAGGCUGCGCUCGUUGCAGGCUGUUGACGAGAUGGUGGAGCAGAUUGUGCGUCGCCUCGAGUCGCAAGGUGUACUAGAGAACACAUACAUCUUCUACACCACAGACAAUGGGUACCACAUUGGGCAACAUCGCAUGCAGCCAGGGAAAGAGUGUCCUUUUGAAACAGACAUACACAUUCCGCUUGUGGUCCGAGGUCCAGGGAUCACCUCUGCCUCUGUCGCGGACGCAGUCACAUCGCAUACUGAUCUCGCAGCGACAGUCUUGAAGCUGGCCGGGAGUGAUKGUCAUGGGCUUGAAUUGGAUGGAACUCCUUUGCCACUAUUUCCUGGAGAUCAAGGCCCGGGAGAGCAUGUCAACGUAGAGUUCUGGGGACAGGCUCUCUCCGAGGGGAGAACAGGGGAAGAUCCUGGACUUGGACCGUUGAACAAUACCUACAAAGCAGUUCGCGUGAUUGGGCAAGGGUACAGUCUCCUCUACACAGUAUGGUGUACGGGAGAGAGGGAGUAUUACGACCUGAACCGCGAUCCCUUCCAGAUGCAAAACUUGCUUGACACGGGCUAUGAAUUCCUUGCACUGAACUACACUCUCGCUACCCGGCGAUUUGAGCACAUCAUCACUCGACUAGAUGCGUUACUGAUGGUGCUUAAAUCCUGCAAAGGCGAGACAUGUCGAAGCCCUUGGACUGUGUUGCAUCCGAGCGGUGAUGUGGCAAGUUUGAGAGAGGCGUUGAAUGCCGAUUUUGAUUCUUUCUAUGAGCAACAGCCAAGGAUUUCGUUCAACUCGUGCGUCAUGGGCCAUAUAGUUGAAGAGGAGGGGCCACAGGCUGUAGAUGUUUGGCGGGAAGAACCAUGGAACACGAAUGCCGACGAGAAUGGACAGCAAGUUCUAGGGGGCGGAAGUAGGUUGAUGUUCUAG
Molecule: messenger RNA, 1755 nt
Organism: Ramularia collo-cygni
Lineage: Eukaryota; Fungi; Ascomycota; Dothideomycetes; Mycosphaerellales; Mycosphaerellaceae
Product: related to arylsulfatase precursor
Exons: 3
Coding region: 1-1755 (584 amino acids)
Biological process (GO): phenol-containing compound metabolic process
Molecular function (GO): glycosaminoglycan binding; arylsulfatase activity; N-acetylglucosamine-6-sulfatase activity
Source: RefSeq, a predicted model, not a curated record